GGAGAGUGUUUCGAAGAGAGUCUCAGAGAAGAAACGGUGUUUCUCUCAACUGUUUCCGACGACGGUAACCGGUAAAACAGCUAGUCGCUUUCACAUUUGCUGAUACAAUAAACAUAUUUAAUAUUUCAAAUUAUAUAAAUUCCUGUUCUUCAAAUUAUACAAAAUAUUGCAAAGUUUGUUUUCGAGUUAUUUAGAAGAAAUCUUUUACAAUUAAUAAUUGAUUAUUGAUAAAUUUGUUAUGUAAUAACAGAAGUAAUCUGAAACCUACACAAUAUUUUUGUUCAAUUAUUGUAGCCCCGAAUAAUAAGUAUAAUUUUAUCGUCAAAGUUAAAAUCCGUUUUUUUAUUUCUUUAUUUCGUGCUAUCAUGUGCGGAUAUUUUAAAUUAUUAUAAGUAAAACUUAUGGUAUAUCGUGAGAAAUAGUAUCGACUGUAGUUACUGUAGAUGUUUAAACGGUAAUUCAUAUUCAAGAUUAAUGUGCAUUAAAUUGCAUUGUGAGAACGUGAUCAUCGCGAUAAACGAAAGUAAUGAUGCGAACGUAUCAUGAUCCACUAUGCGUGCUCUGCGGUGAUCGACAUUUGCAUAGGGGCGUUUUAUUGCUAAUCAUGAACGACAAUUUGUCGUAAUUUCAGCAUAGGAUACAAACCAGAGUUAUCAUAAGUCACGCAGUUCGAAGCGAAAUAGUACAUUCUUCUUUUGAUCCAAAUAGUAAAUAAGUGUAUUACAGAUUAUCAAUAAUUGUAAUUUAUUGCGUAUUUCUACGUGUUUCUGUUAUCGAAUAUCGUUUCGCACAUUUUGCACAAUAUAAUGCCACGUCUUUGUGAUAUAACAAUAUAAUAUGCACUUGGCAAUAGUUAUCGGGUUAGUGUUUCAGAAUCGCGCAGAGGCGUAAAAAGGCGGAAGAUUAAAUAAUAAAUAUAAUUAAAACGUCGUCAUAUUUUUUCUCUAGACUGCCUUGUGCCGCUUCGUAUGCGCUAGAAAGUACGUACCUAAUAACGCAGUGAUCUCGAGAGUGAAGGCAAAACCUAUAUAUUAAAGAUGUAAGAAAGUUUACGAUCGUGCGGGAAUAUGCGGUUCCGCCGUUAUUAAGAAAACAUUAAUUACGAAGGUAGAUUUACCCGCGAGGUUUAUUUGCUUUAACCCACGUAGAUAUCGCGUUCUAGUAAUGGCUUACAAAUCAUCGCUCUACAAAUCGUCCUCUCCUCUUUCAGUAGAAAUUGCCGACGGUGGCGAAUGUUUCAGUAAAUAUCGAGAGAAGCCGAUAGCUUAAGCGCGGCAUGUAAAGCAGCCGUAAUUGAAAAGUACAUUGAAAUAUGAAUUAUUGCCGUGCGAUUAGUCUCGCACGACUGACUUCUCAACUAGAGACGCGGCCAUCGCACGUGUGAGACCGGGAAAUUACUAUUAUUACGGCGACCCCGUUGCCAUCGGCACGUGAUUUAAAAAGCAUAUCCCUCGAGCGGGGAACCCCAGCAAAUCUAUAAUUCUUAUUAUGUUAUUUGUAUUUGCACUGCGCCUCUUCCUUCAUUUUUUAUCGGAAACGAAUCUGCCGCGCGUAUUUUAUAUGUCAUAAUCUAGAUAUCCGGAAGCGUGAAGCGCGCCUUCAAAGCGCACCGUUCGCGCUUCCGCCCUCAACUUCCUCGUUCGCGCGCGAGCACAAUGAAUUCUCGCGCGGCGGUUGCUCAUUUCAGAAGAAUCUUGAUGAAUCUCCGUCACCGCGCGCGAAAAACCGUCGAACUGCAGUUUCGCGUUAAUGCUGUCUGAUGUUAAUUGACUUGACUUGAAAGUCUUCUCCUCGCGUUUCUCCCGGCCUGUUUGACAGGAGUUUCCGUUUCUUCGACAGAACAGCGACGUUCGAUCGGAGUCCAAGCUCUCACCGUUUUCGCGAUCCAGCGUGAAAAAUUCGCGAAUUCGGCGUGCGUACGCGAAAUCGCGGGUAAUGACGUAUGGACGGCGCGAUUAAUUGUUGCGAUAGUGCUCCUGCUUUCGAGCGUUAAAUGCCUGACACGCGAGCGCGUGGAAUUAGGAUCGGUGAUUGACGGUGCGCGGUUAGGAUCGCGUGUCCAUCGUGAAAUCCGAAACAAAACGAUGUGCGCGCACGACGCGAAACAAUGAGAGCAUCAUUUUCUCCUCGUGAUGGCGUUGAAAGAAAUCGCGUGCCCGUACACAAUCGCACUAACAGAUGCGAUUUUAUUGCAAAUGUGUCACGUCGUUACCUCUUCUUUUUAUCUCUUCCACGAUCACACACAAAAAAAUCCGUACAAUUAUAUAACUCCAUACGGAUCUGCAUAAUUUGAUUUGUGAUUCUCUUUGCACGAGUUUAGAUCACCGUCUCAGAUAUCCAGUCUACUAUAAUCAACAUCCGAGCGAUCCGAUAAGUAAUCCAGUGAGAAACGAGUUCGCGCGUUAUAAAGAAAACGGUUUAUAUAAUUUAAUUAAUAUCGCUAUUAGAUAACUCUCUCUCUCGUUCUCGGAUAAAGGUUGUUUGCAAUUGUAUAAUCGGUAAACACAUUUACAGAAACGUUUAUGUAAUCCCGAAUUAAUCUGCCUGCGAUUUGAUUGCUGGGCUCACUUCUCUAAUUUAUGCGUUUGUGCGCGAAGUACUGUUAAUUACGAUUUUCGAGGGGGCACCGAAGGAUCUAGGACUUUUAGCGAGUGGUCGCGGAAAAACCGGUAACGCGACCUCUCCGCGCAAGUUUCCGUAAUCGCGUCAACGCGAAAAGGUCUUUGACACUUUUCACUUUCUGCGUACCACGGCUUAUCUCGACGAAGCGGCGAUGCGUAGCGGGGAAGGUUAGUUCCCUGGAUUUACGAUUGCGUUUACGUUUUCAAGUGACCGGUUAUGUUUCCGGCAGCAAAGACGUCGUCACGCAUCAGGACAAAUAACAGAAGGCUUUGCGAUAAGAUUCGUUGUUAUGCGACGCGACUUGAGAAACUGUUACUAUUAUAGAUUUAUCGUUUCCAUUGGAUUUCUAGAAAGCCAUUGCAAUUAGAUUUUUAAAAUUAGAUUUUACGUUUUAAAAAUAUAUUUUUUAAAUUUUAUAGAUGCUUAUAUCUUUUUUUUUAAAUUUUGUAUGUAUGAUGAACGCGGCAAUGAAUUAAGAUCGCGAUCAAGAGAACCAGUUUGAGAAAACGUCGACGUCCAUAAAAGAAGUGAACGGUUCUUGCUACGAAAACAAUGAAUAAUACCACUCCCUUUACGAGUGUAUUGGAACCAGUGUGUGCUGCUACUUUUCCAGAUAAUUCUUGUUGUUGCGAAAAAUUUUCACUCUCGUCGCACGAGUAUAAUGAAACGCGAAAGUGAUCUAUCCCCUCUUGAAAAAAGCAUCGCGUGUAUGCAGCCUCUAGAUCAGUAACACGUCUCUGGCAGCCACGUAUAUAAGAUGGUAAAAGUAUACGACUGAUCUAUUUACUGUUAACUCGAGCAACGUACUCGAAGAAAGAAGAGACCGUUCCCCAGAGAGAAAAUCGUUCUACCAUUUCGUUCAGGAUGGGACACGCGGGACACGUAAGGUUUUUAUUACCAUUCUUUAUGGCUACUGCAAUGAGUGUUUCAAUUCAGAACGACUAUGAUAGAAAUGUAUAUAAAUAUCAACACUUUCCUCCAACAUAUGUUCAUCGAAUUGUGCCUUUUUACAAGAGGCAAAAUAGGGACAAUUAUAUCGUAGAAAAAAACAUUUACAACACAAAUAUUGAGCCCAGAACCGAACAAGAGAUUAUUAAAGAUAGCCAGCCUUCAGGAUCUCAAGUUCAACACUUUAAACGAGAGCUCGAAGGUGGGUACGACAAAAAUUUUGCUAUUGAAUUGAAUAAUGGAGCUGAAAAUGUACAAAGCGUACAUAAUUAUCCAGUAUUAAAUAACGAUCACAAAACUGUCACGAUUGUAAAAAAAAUCGCAGUACCGUAUCCCGUAGAGAAGACUAUUCGAUAUCCUGUAAUCAAGAAAAUAUUGUAUCCGGUCAAAGUGCCGGUUCCGCAGCCGUACGCGAUCGAGAAGCAAAUACCAUAUCCCGUCAAGGUCUUCGUCAAAGUUCCUAUUAAAAUUCCACGGCCGGUACCGAUCUUCAAAGAAAUCCCGUAUCCGGUUCAAGUGCCGGUGGAUCGUCCUGUCCCGGUCAAGGUGUACGUUCCGAAACCGUAUCCCAUCGAGAGAAAGAUACAUUAUGAGGUGAAGGUCCCAGUACUGCAACCGUACCCGAUAGAACGAAGAGUGCCGAUACCGGUGAAGAUACCAGUACACGUGCCUCAGCCCUAUCCGGUCGAGAAAAUCGUUCAUUAUCCUGUGAAGAUCAUGGUGGACAAACCGGUACCUUUCCCGGUGUCAAAGCCAUAUCCGGUGGCGAUUGCGAAGCCGGUCCCGUACCCCGUUGAGAAGCCGGUACCGAUUCCGAUCAAAGUAAGGGUAGAGAGACCAGUACCGAUUCCGGUGGACCAGCCGGUGCCGUACAAGGUGAAGGUUCCAGUACCGGCGCCAUACCCGGUCGAAAAAAAGAUACCAUAUGCCGUUGAGAAAUUCGUACCUGUACCGAUAAAGAUACCGGUAGAGAGGCCCGUGCCGAUUCACGUGAGCAAGCCGGUCGAGUAUCACGUAGAAAAAUCCGUUCCCUAUCCGGUUAAGAUACCGGUCGAGGUGCCGAUAGACGAGAGUAUCAAAUACCAAUAGAUGCGAGGUAUCGAAGAUUGUAAUGUUUUACAAGAAAAAAGUCAUUAUUGAAUGUAAAUGCUGCAAUAAAGCUGCCAAAGACUUCAUACUUCGGUCAUGGCAUUUUUCGGCUCAAAGACAUGUAAUAAUUGUAAAAAAAUUUUUAGAUUUAUAGGCAGAUACGAGGCUAAACUUAAUAUAAUGUAAUAAUUAAGCAUUCAUUAUAUCAUCUCUUAGGGGAUAUUUAUUUACAUUUUAUGGAAUUUUUUACUGUUUAAUGCGUAAGGAAAGUGCGUAUAACGCCAUUUUCGCAAUAUGUAUUGUUACUGCAUUCGGUAUAAUUGACGGAAUUGUAGGCUUCAUCAUAGUGCACAUAUUACCGAGAAUUAUUGUAACAUUGCAAAUAACCUCGAUAGCUAUUUAAUAUAAAAUUACUCCGAUUCAACUUCAAAUUUCGAUUAAAAAUUAGAAAACGAAAGAACAUUGUAUAUGUGGGACAGAUGAUUUAAAAUACUUUCGUCGGACUUAAUGUAGUUGAUCCUAAUUCUUGUUUUUGUAAUUAACAGCUUCACUAGAACGAUUAACGCGUAAAAGAAGAUAAUUGAUCAGAUAAGAUGGUAGUAGAAUGUAAUUGGAUAAGUCGCAAUCAACUUCUUGCGAUACGUUCAAGACAAUUAAUGCUUUUUCUGUCACGGUUUCGAUGUCAAUCGUGUUCACUUUCGCUGUAAUUACAACCGGAAUGACAUGUUGUAAUUGAACUGUAUGAAAUGCAUCGGUCAAUCGACGAUUGACUGAUGCAUUUCAUAUGACCGUGAUUGUGAUUACGAAAUGUCUGUUUUUUUCCUGUACAUAUUACAAGAAGUAAUCGAUAGCAUAAAUAUUUGAAGUACAUAUACAUGAGAGGGUGCUUCAAAAAGUUUUCAUUUUUUUCAAUCUAUAACAUGUAUGGAAUUUGAAUAAUAAAAUGAGUUUAUAUAAACCAAAGUGUGCGAAAACUUUUUAAAGCGCCCUUUAUAAAUGUAUAAUUUUUUUUAAAUUAAAUUUAUUUUAAUUAAUUAUCAUGAUUUAAUUUGUGAAAUGUAUAACUGUCAAUCAAGGAAUUUAUUACACAAAAAAGUACGAUUAUGGGAUUGGUUUGGGACCGUUGCCUUUUACUGUCACACACUAAUUAUCAUUUAAAAAAUCUUAGAGCAAUUAUUAAUAUCUUACUAGAAAACGACUAUCCGAUAUACUUGAUUUUUAUAACGAUCGGAAAAAGAAUUAAAUAUUUGACAAACAAACAAAAAUGAUGGGACGGGAGGAUGUUGCUUCCAAUCUAGUUAAAAAAAAGUUUUCCUGGUUCCUAGUCCUUUAUAUUCAUGUCACUUGUGAAAAAUUUAGAAAUAUCGUAAGAAAUAUAAAAUUAUAAUUGUUUUAUAGUAUGAACAAAUUGAACAAUACAUAAAAACACAAAAAAUCCAAUUCAAAGCUCAUUAAAAAAUAACAAGGCAAAUUUAACUGCAAGGGUUAUGGUGCAUUUUAUAUGGGUAAAAUAAGUAAACAGCUAAAGGCUAAACACAAAAA
Molecule: messenger RNA, 6201 nt
Organism: Monomorium pharaonis (pharaoh ant)
Lineage: Eukaryota; Metazoa; Arthropoda; Insecta; Hymenoptera; Formicidae
Product: proline-rich protein 4
Exons: 3
Coding region: 3487-4659 (390 amino acids)
Source: RefSeq, a predicted model, not a curated record